Amphiprion ocellaris (clown anemonefish) is the source of this 3600-nucleotide messenger RNA. RefSeq names its product ectonucleotide pyrophosphatase/phosphodiesterase 4 (gene enpp4). The record is from RefSeq and is a predicted model, not a curated record. The transcript has 8 exons. The coding region runs from base 146 to 1522 and encodes 458 amino acids. NCBI's taxonomy places the organism in Eukaryota, Metazoa, Chordata, Actinopteri, Pomacentridae.
UUCUUGAAUAUAAUAUUAGCUAGCUUGAUAACGUCUCAGCAUUUGUGUAUUUCAGUGGAGGCUGCUUAAUUAUGUUACCGCGGAAAUAGAAAGCUAUUCAACCGUACUAUCUAGAGAAUAUAGAACCUUUCAGCUCUGUACCAGGAUGCUGUUUAAAAUACUGCUGGGCUUCCUGUGUGGCGUUAGUGCUGCGGCCACAGACAACAUCACAGCCCAGCAGGGUCCUCCGCCGCUGCUGCUGGUGUCCUUCGACGGAUUCAGAGCCGACUACCUGCAGAGGUUCCCCAUGCCCAACCUGAAGCUCCUGUACAGCCAGGGGGUCCUGGUGGAGCAGCUCACCAAUGUCUUCAUCACCAAGACGUAUCCAAACCACUACAGCCUGGUGACGGGUUUGUAUGCAGAGUCUCACGGCAUCGUGUCCAGCAACAUGUACGACCCCGUCACCCACAAGCAUUUCCAUGUCCCCAACGACACUGACCCCAUGUGGUGGAGCGAAGCGCAGCCCCUCUGGAUCACGGCGCUCGACUCCGGCUACAAGACGGCGGCCAUGAUGUGGCCCGGCUCCGAAGUGAUCAUCGGCAACCGCACGGCGACGCACUUCUCUCCAUACAACGUUCAUGUGACUUUCCAGCAGCGACUCAGGAACGUGACAAACUGGAUAUUAGGAAACGGAAAGGAGGAAGGAGUGAAGUUCGCAGCUCUGUACUGGGAGGAGCCAGACCGGUCAGGCCACAUCUUCGGCCCAGAUAACACCACUGCCAUGGGCAAAGCGCUGAAAGAGGUCGAUGACAACAUCGGUCUGCUGAUGUCGGAGCUGAAGCGAACCGGCCUCUGGGGUCGCAUCAACAUCCUGAUAACCAGCGAUCACGGCAUGGCCCAGUGCUCAGCUGAGCGCCUCAUAAGACUGGACAACUGCCUCCACCCCGACAACUACACACUCGUGGACUUAACACCUGUCGCGGCACUCAUCCCCAAAAACAACACAGAGGCUGUCUUCAACACUCUCAGGAAAUGCCACCCUAACAUGACGGCAUAUUUAAAGAACACCAUCCCUGAUUGUCUCCACUACCGGAACAAUGAGCGCAUCCAGCCCAUCAUACUGGUAGCAGACGAGGGCUGGACCAUAGUGCAGCGAGGCGACAAGCUGCCGAGGCUGGGGGAUCACGGCUACGACAACUCCCUUCCCAGCAUGCACCCCUUCCUGGCAGCGACGGGGCCCAGCUUCCGUCAGGGUUAUCAGAUCAGCAGCUUGCAGAGCCUGGACGUUUACCCGCUCAUGUGCCACCUGUUGUCGGUGCCUCCGCGGCCCAACAACGGCACCCUGACCCAGGCUCGGUGCCUGCUGGCUGCUGAGACCUGCUGGGACGCCCCCAUGGUGAUCGGCCUGGUGGUGGGAGUCCUGCUGGUCCUCACUGCGAUCACUGUUCUGUUCAGGUUCCUGAGCGUCCGCCGCCGCUUAGGGCCACGACCCUUCCAGAGGCUGCAGGUCGACUACGACGACGACGACCCCUUGUUGGAAUGAACCAGUCGGAGCUCAUCCGUGUUUGUGCUCUAGUAGGUAUUCGACAUGUUGCACAUUACUAUCCCGUUUCACUCCAACGUCAGCGUGUUUGUGUUUCGUAACACAUGCAGUGAAAAGACGUGUUGUUAAAAAAGCCUUCAGGCCUGUUGACGCCUACUUUUGGAGGUGAUGUGAGGAGAGUUGUUGUUAAGACUCCAGAAAGUUACUGUUGUUAAAAAUCCCUGGACUUGAACAUGUGAUGCGAAGCCAGUGGUGUUUUGCCGUGGAAUGUAAUUUUUAUUGAGGAAAUAUUGUUGGUGGGAGGACAAUAAUAGAGAGAUUUUAUUCUGGGAGAAGAAAAGAAAAUUCAAUCUGAGUUACUGAUUUAAGCGAUUACUUGUAUUGUGUUUAUAUAUUUUAAGUGUGCAUUUUUUUUGUAUUUGUAGUAUCAACUUUUUGUCAGCAGAGGGAGCUCGUAGUUCAUUUAAAAUUUAACAAUCUCAUUCAGAUGCUGAGAUUUGAUUGGCAUUAGUCGGCAGAUUUCCUUUAUGUACUGUCAGUUUCUGAGUUUAUUUUUCUGCAGAAUAAUGGUUUUGAAUUUCAUUUGCAUGUUUGAAAGAGAAAUUAAUUACUAAUGACUACUAAUGGCUCACCAAGGUGAAAUCGUGUUUUCAGGAGGCUGAUUUCUAUGCAAAUCGUUCACUUCGAGUGUAGAUGUGUCAGGCGUCCAUCUGUGCUUCUUUAUGUGACUAAUACCAAAGACUAUUAUUAUUAAGAUGCACAGCAGAUGCUCCAGAUAAUCAUCGCUUGAAAAAAAUAACAUCUUAGAUGGAUUUGUAUCGCAAAACUAAAGUACCUAUUAUUAGCAUCAGGUGGGAUAGCUGCACACUGGAUCACCUAGAUUUUAAAAAUAGAUCAAAUUCAGGCGGCAGGUUGAAACUUCAAAAAUCAUUUAGGAGGCGUAUUUUAAAAAUGUGUUUAAUUGAUCCGAAUAGAGGCUAAGCAGCCAAGGGUCUGGUGUCUUUCUCGAGGUACUGAAACGGGUGUUUGCUGGGAUCAAAAACAGUGGAGUUCUGCUGCUUCAAGGUCACAGGAAGAGUCUGCUUAUAUUCUCUAUUUUCUUAUUAUACACAAGUCCAAUGAAAAGACCAAACCCAGCAAUGAAUGCACCAAAUUAACAAGUAUUUGUCUGAAUCCAAAGCCAUUGUCAUCUAAAAGCUGUUAAAAACAUAUCAGGGAGACACACUAUUGCACUGAGUGACAAAUUUCUUCAUAUACAACAGUUAAUUUUGACUUAAGGCCAAAUACACCCAGUAAUAAUCCCUAUUAAUGAGCAUUUCAGUAGCAUGUGAUACAUAUUGCAAUGCCCAGCCGUUUCAGGAGUUGCAUAAGAUGAUGGAAAAUGCAGAGACAGGCUAAUACAUUUUAGUUUUUUGCUCUUUUCAUGGGAUUUGUUUACAGUAUCCACAUCGUAGAAUAUUGCAGACCUUCUCCUUCAAUGCUUGCAUGCUUCUCCAUCCAUGUACAUAGUGAUAUGUAUAUAUUCUUCGUGCAUCUUUUUGUGUAUGUAACUCUGGGUACUGAAACAAGCGAAGAAGGAAAAAUUACACGUCCAAACUCUUGCCAUGUUCUGCUCUUUCUUCGACACUUUUGCACUUUUUCGACUUAGAAAUCUAGAAUUAUUUCUUGUAACGCCCUCUCUUGCACUGUUCAAAAUCCACACCUGAUACCACAUGAACACAAUCGCUCAAAGUCCUCCGCUUACCAAGGAGGAGAAACAUUUUAGAAGUAAUUACAGAAAGAGAAAAAUGCUUCCCCAUUUCCACCAUGUUCCAAUUCUGGGCAGUUUUGUGCCAUGAAAGAAUUCUCGAGUCAAAUUCAGGUCAGUGGUGUCAUUUAAAAGUCAGUAUGUAUGUGCAAGACGAUGGUUAUAUGUUUAAAUGCAGCACCUAUGCACUCGAUUUGUGUUUGAUCGUCAAGGUUACUGUUUUUAGAAGUGUUGAAAAAAGUCCUUCUUGUACUAUGCAACUUGUGCCUGGCCUGUAGAGAGAUUUGUGUGAUUUAUUGAGAUUUAAAAUAAAUAAAAGUUGAAAAUGUGA